GCUUGGUCCAGCAUAGUCUAUCAGCUGAUCCCCAACGUCCAGCAGCUGGAGAUGAACCUGAGGAACUUUGCUCAGAUCAUCGAGGCCGAUGAAGUGCUUCUGUUUGAGAGAGCCACUUUCCUGGUCAUUUCUCACUAUCAGUGCAAGGAACAGCGGGAUGUCCACAGGUUCGAGAAAAUCAGCAACAUUAUUAAACAAUUCAAGCUGAGCUGCAGUAAGCUGGCGGCUUCUUUCCAGAGCAUGGAGGUCAGGAACUCUAACUUUGCUGCUUUCAUUGACAUCUUUACAUCAAAUACAUACGUGAUGGUGGUUAUGUCAGACCCUUCAAUAC
Messenger RNA from Leptosomus discolor (cuckoo roller), 331 nucleotides. The record is from RefSeq and is a predicted model, not a curated record. Lineage: Eukaryota; Metazoa; Chordata; Aves; Leptosomiformes; Leptosomidae.